CCUGGGUGUCAGGGCCCCGGGAGGUAAUGCCCCUGAAGGCGGGGAACGUGGCAGAGGCCGAGGCGGGUGCCGAGGAGUACAGCCCUGAAGAGUACGGCCGGGAGGAGCCGGGCGCCGAGAGGGAGAUGGAGGCCGGGCGGCCGCGGCCGGUGCUGCGCUCGGUGAACUCUCGCGAGCCGAGCCAGGUCAUCUUCUGCAACCGCAGUCCGCGCGUCGUGCUGCCCGUGUGGCUCAACUUCGACGGCGAGCCGCAGCCCUACCCGACGCUGCCGCCCGGCACGGGCCGCCGCAUCCACAGCUACCGAGGUCACCUUUGGCUCUUCCGAGAUGCAGGGACAUAUGAUGGGCUUCUGGUUAACCAAACUGAACUCUUUGUGCCAUCUCUCAAUGUUGAUGGACAGCCUAUUUUUGCCAGCAUCACACUGCCAGUGUAUACCCUGAAAGAGCGAUGCCUCCAGGUUGUCCGAAGCUUAGUCAAGCCUGAGAAUUACCGGAGGCUGGACCUCGUGAGAUCACUCGAAGAUCUGGAAGACCACCCGAAUGUGAGGAAAGACCUGGAGCGGCUGACAAAGGAGCAUAUUGAAAAUCAGCGGAUAGAAGGGGAGGCCAAAGAUUUUAAUUGAAAUUUGUGCUCCCGAGUCUCAGCUUUUGAUGGCACUGACUAGUCUUGACCUAGCUAUAGGACUGGUCACUUAUUCUCGGCUUCAAGGGGUCUCCUUCUUGCAGUAAAAAAUGCUCCA
Ceratotherium simum simum (southern white rhinoceros) is the source of this 740-nucleotide messenger RNA. NCBI's taxonomy places the organism in Eukaryota, Metazoa, Chordata, Mammalia, Perissodactyla, Rhinocerotidae. The record is from RefSeq and is a predicted model, not a curated record.